This is a messenger RNA of Folsomia candida, 3602 nucleotides long. RefSeq names its product kinesin-like protein KIF18B. The record is from RefSeq and is a predicted model, not a curated record. Gene Ontology annotation, molecular function: microtubule motor activity; microtubule binding; ATP binding. The coding region runs from base 337 to 2700 and encodes 787 amino acids. Gene Ontology annotation, biological process: microtubule-based movement. NCBI's taxonomy places the organism in Eukaryota, Metazoa, Arthropoda, Collembola, Entomobryomorpha, Isotomidae. The transcript is spliced from 14 exons.
AAUCCAUAUUCGGCUCAUGUAACUGGUGGUUUGGAGUGAAUCGACCAUUGCGACCACAUGAGCGGAGAAAGCCAAUCGAAUCCUUGCUACCAACCGCCGCCAGCUUCGAGAACCGCAACUCCGCCCACAAAACCAACGGCUCACUCGGAGAAAGAACCACCACCACCAGCAACAAUGAGUCGUUGCCUGAGUUUUGUUUUCCUCCAGUCAAGUCUACACACUGGCCAUUUUUCCUGAUUUUGAAGUGUUCCUGUUUCGUUCUCCCUUGUCCCUGUUCUUGUUCUGGAGAACAGUAGUACUUGGAAAGAUUGACAGAUUCUACAGAUAGACUUUGCAAUGGGAAAGAAGAAAGUGUCUCCUCCGAAACGGCCGAUGCCCGUUUACCGGACGACCCUACACCGCCAUGGCCUGGGGAAGACGGGGUUUACAUCCUUCGCACUUAACAAGGCGACAAAGGCUCUCUCCUCCGUGGACUCGGCCAAUACGCAGCGUGGAAAUAUGAAGGUCGUGAUCAGAGUCAGACCAGAAAACUCGAGAGAAUCUUGUCUCAAGGCGAAAACGAUUGUUCAUGCUGUUGAUUCAAACAUGGUUUUAUUUGACCCCCCUGAUGAUAAUCCGGACUUUUACUACAAGGGAGUUAAACAGAGUUACCAACAAGGGAAAAGAAAUAAGAAUAUCAAAUUUGCGUUUGACAAUGUGUACGGCCCACAGUCCACCAACGAGGAGAUUUUUCGGGAUGUAAUCAAUCCCAUGCUGGACACUCUGUUGAGCGGAUUUAACUGUUCCGUAUUUGCAUAUGGUCCAACUGGAUCUGGAAAGACUCAUACAAUGAUUGGGUCACUCGUGAACCCUGGAUUAACCUUCCAGACCGUGAUGGAAUUAUAUCGACGACUCGAGGAAAUGGUAGACGAGUAUGAGACAGAGGUCACGGUUUCAUAUUUAGAGGUUUAUAACGAGACUGUUCGGGAUUUACUUCAAACAACAUCCGGAGAUUUGCAACUCAGAGAGGAUACAAAUGGGGUGGUUGUGGCUAACUUAACAGUGCACAAACCUCAAGACUCCACAGCACUGCUUAACCUGCUUGCACAAGGAAAUAGUGUUCGUAGUCAACACCCCACUGACCUUAAUGCGGAGUCUUCUCGGUCGCAUGCAGUUUUUCAGGUGUUCAUUAAGCUGAGGAGCAGAUUCACAGAAUUGACUAAUAAAUACAAGUCAGCAAAGUUGGUUAUGGUCGACUUGGCUGGAUCAGAAAAAGGAACUGCGACUGGCUUCCAAGGUCAACGAUUUCGAGAAGGGGCCUCAAUUAACAAGUCUUUACUCGCACUUGGCAAUUGCAUAAACGCCCUUUCCGAUGGGAAGAAACAUAUCCCAUACCGGGAUUCCAAGUUAACAAGAAUUCUAAAAGAUUCACUUGGAGGAAACUGUAAAACAGUUAUGAUUGCUAAUAUAUCCCCUUCCAGCUUGUCAUACGAUGACUCAUACAACACGCUCAAAUAUGCCGAUAGGGCGAAAAGAAUUAAAUUUGUGUUGAAGAAAAACACAAUGUCAGUGUCUGCUUGUCUGACCCAAUACACCAAAGUGGUUGAUGAAAUGAGCCACAAGAUAGAAAUCCUGGAGAAAGAAUUAAGUGAAUAUAAAUCCAAGAAGUGUUACUGCAAAGGUGAACCAAUUCCUGAAUCACAUAUCGAGACUGUAGAGAUUAAGAACCCACCUCAACCUAUAAUUCCAAUCAUCGCCCCAGUUCCUGCGGUCACGUCUGUAACAUCCUCUAAUAUGGAAACGGCGAUUCCGACCAAUGUCGUUCAGACGAUCAAUGAGCUGGCUGCAAGACGCACUGAAGUAAUGAAAACUCUUUCGGCUGCAAGCACCACCCACUAUGUGACCCUUAGUAAAAUUAAAACUAAGGAACGUAGGAUUCAAACUAUACAAAACCUCAAGUCUGGCAGUAAUAUUAGCAAGAUGGAAAAACAAGUGGAGGCUUUUACUCAGCAACUUGAGCAAGCAGAGGCAAAAAGGGAUCAAUCAAAAAUGGUUAAUUCUCAGAUAAACGACCAAAUUAACCAGUUUCGCAUCGAGUAUGAAAACACGGUCGGUACCGUUCCUCUCACUGCGCCAGAGUAUUUUGAAUAUCAAAAUACCAAGAUGAAAUGUGAAAAGUAUUUUACCCUGAGUCACACUCGAAAAUCAGUAACCAACUACUUAGUCGAGGAAUGUAAGAAAUCUGAAGCCUUACUCGCUGAAGCUGUAAAAAUGAUGAGUUGUCACUAUUUAAUGUGCAAACAUUACAAGGCUAAUACAAAGAAAAUGGAUACUGAUUACGAGAAAUUUGUCGCUAGUUUGUGUGGAACUACUGUCCAUUGGUCUACAUCGGACAACAACGAGAACAUGCCAAUAUCGUCAGUGGGUUCACUAGAGAUGAUUCUCUCAGAUAGUGCACUGGAAGACGGUAUCUUUUUCAAACGCAGUGCUAUUGCAGAGGACAUCUCGGUGGACGCCCCAAUGAUGCCACCGCAUAUAACAAUGCAAGCAUUAAAUCCAUUAAUAAAAUCAUCACAGCAAGGAACGAGUUUAAAUGAAACGAGGCUGAUGUAUCCAACACCCAAUACCGGAACGCGAUAUCCAACACCGCAACACGAUACGCGAACUAGGCUUGACGAGACUAUUACGUUGUCUACACAUGACAUGGAAUUUGGUGAAUGAAAAUACGCGAUUCAAACUCAAAGAGCAAGCCAAAAGGUUUUUAACAUAAGUUUACAUUAGAAAUUAUUGCACGUUUACAAUAACAUUGGAAUUAAUAUUUUUUUACAAGCAAGAUUGCAAUGGGAUCAAAAUAUUUAAUUAUGUUACUUCAACAACUUUUACAAUCUUACCAUACAUAUAAAUGAAGUGCAAUUUUUAUAUAGGGAAUACUUAACUAUAAGUUAAGUCUACCAAAAAAUCAAAGUAUUUCGCCUAAGUAUCCAAUUGUUAAAUUUAAAUAGAAUACUUUUAUUCCGAGAAAUAUUAAUUGCUUGUUGCUCUUGAAGUUUCGAAAUAAUGUCAUAAAAUUAAUUGUAUUGGAAAAGUAUACCAAUUUUGUGCAUAGAUGUUAAUGAAACUGAGCCGAUACUCUUAUUUAAUCCUUAACCCGGUCGUUCUUCCUUGUUGUUCCGUGUUCAUACUGUGCAUUUUCUAGCGUUUUUACUAUACUUUUUACAAUUUGCGAUCGUCUUUGAUAAAUUAUAAUAUUAAUUAACUUUUCUAGUUAAUAUUCCUAACAUUAUAAUUUUGUAAUACAUCCUUUUUUACCAAUGACGUUGAUUAUGCAUACAAUAAGCAGGGUAAAUAUAGGAGUAGCAGAGAAUUUCAGUUUAACUGGUUUAUUGUUUCCAUAAACAGGCUCUUCCUUUCACCACCAUGUAAAUUUUCAAGUUGAUACGACAAUAACCAGUUAAUAAUACUUACUUAAUAAUAAACCAGUUAAACUGAAAUUCUUCACGACGCCAAUGCUUAUUUUGCUUAUUUCGGCAUUACUUUUUUAAUUAGUAAGACAGCUCGCAACAUAAAUUAAGUUAAAUAAUACCAAGCACAUUACUGAGAUUAAUAAAAAAAUACAUAAUUAA